AUGGCAGCUCUCCCCACCUGCUCCGCCGCGGAACUAACCCCUCUCCUCGGCUUUGCCGCCAAUGCCACCGCCGCAGCUGACUACAUAUGCGAACGCUUCACCGCCACCUCCGACAAAUUCACGAACACCACAUAUGCCAUCGAUAACACCUACCUCCUCUUUUCCGCCUAUCUCGUGUUCGCAAUGCAGCUCGGGUUCGCCAUGCUCUGCGCAGGGUCGGUUCGCGCCAAGAACACCAUGAACAUCAUGCUCACCAACGUUCUGGAUGCUGCGGCUGGUGGCCUCUCGUAUUACGUAUUCGGAUUCGCUUUCGCCUUCGGUGGACCUUCCAAUGGUUUCAUCGGAAAACAUUACUUCGGGCUGAAAUCGAUCCCAUCGGAUGUUUACGACUAUAGUUUCUUUCUGUACCAGUGGGCAUUCGCCAUAGCAGCUGCGGGUAUUACCAGUGGCUCCAUUGCUGAAAGAACUCAGUUUGUGGCAUACCUUAUUUACUCUUCCUUCUUGACAGGGUUUGUGUAUCCGAUAGUUUCACAUUGGGUGUGGUCUAGUGAUGGUUGGGCUAGUGCCUCCCGAACCAGUGGCAGCCUCUUGUUGGGUUCAGGAGCUAUUGACUUUGCUGGUUCGGGUGUGGUUCACAUGGUGGGUGGGAUCGCUGGACUCUGGGGUGCGUUGAUCGAAGGUCCAAGAAUUGGCCGGUUUGAUCGUUCCGGCCGGUCUGUGGCUCUACGAGGCCACAGUGCCUCACUUGUGGUUUUGGGUUCUUUCCUUUUAUGGUUCGGUUGGUAUGGUUUCAACCCUGGUUCUUUCCUCACAAUCUCUAAAUCAUACAACACUUCGAAUCAAUAUUACGGUCAAUGGAGUGCCAUCGGAAGAACCGCCGUCACCACCACUUUGGCUGGUUGCACCGCCGCACUAACCACCUUGUUUAGCAAACGACUACUAGUCGGCCAUUGGAAUGUCACCGACGUUUGUAAUGGCUUGCUCGGAGGUCUCGCCGCCAUAACCUCAGGCUGUGCGGUGGUCGAGCCAUGGGCUGCAGUCGUUUGUGGCUUUAUCGCCGCUUGGGUUCUGAUCGGAUUCAACAUCCUAGCAGAAAAGUUCAAAUACGAUGAUCCACUAGAGGCGGCACAACUACACGGCGGUUGUGGGUCGUGGGGGCUGUUAUUCACAGGGUUGUUUGCUAAGAAACAGUAUGUUCAUGAGGUGUACGCUUCCGGCCGGCCGUACGGGCUUUUCAUGGGCGGCGGAGGGAAGUUGCUGGCAGCCCAGAUCAUCCAAAUACUGGUGAUUGUUGGAUGGGUGAGUGCCACCAUGGCCCCACUUUUCUAUCUCUUGAAAAAACUCAACUUAUUGAGGGUUUCUAAAGAAGAUGAAAUGGCAGGGAUGGACAUGACCAGACAUGGCGGUUUUGCUUAUGUUUAUCACGAUGAAGAUGGAAGCUUUCACCCACCACCAGGGUUUAUGAUGGGAAAGGUGGAACCAGCAAGUGGAAGCCCAUCACCCCUUCACAACACAACACAUGUGGUUGUGUAGCUCCAUUACUAUUUUCUUGUUAUACGUAUAUACAUCGAUUCUAUAGUGGUUCGGCAAGGGUUAUACAUUAAAAGCGGAAUCGAAACUUUAACGAUGGAGAAAACGACCGUCGUCGUUGACUAAUUAUCAUAAACGGGUUGUUAAGCGAGUUCUUAACUAAGGCAAGACGUGGCUUUUCAAACGCCUAAUGAUUUAGAUGAACCCGUUAUAAAUAUGAUGUUGUAUUUGAAGAUAAAUAUAUCCGUAAGCGUUUUCUUGCUUCAAUUUUCAUAUUUC
Molecule: messenger RNA, 1809 nt
Organism: Cynara cardunculus var. scolymus (artichoke)
Lineage: Eukaryota; Viridiplantae; Streptophyta; Magnoliopsida; Asterales; Asteraceae
Product: ammonium transporter 1 member 2-like
Exons: 2
Coding region: 1-1533 (510 amino acids)
Biological process (GO): ammonium transmembrane transport; ammonium homeostasis
Cellular component (GO): membrane
Molecular function (GO): ammonium channel activity
Source: RefSeq, a predicted model, not a curated record